Molecule: messenger RNA, 1329 nt
Organism: Parathielavia appendiculata
Lineage: Eukaryota; Fungi; Ascomycota; Sordariomycetes; Sordariales; Chaetomiaceae
Product: SIS domain-containing protein
Exons: 2
Coding region: 1-1329 (442 amino acids)
Biological process (GO): carbohydrate derivative metabolic process
Molecular function (GO): carbohydrate derivative binding
Source: RefSeq, a predicted model, not a curated record
AUGGUCCAGCAAUGUUCUCAGCAACGGCCCGUUCAGAACAGCGAGGUCUACGUGCUCAGAAAGGCUCCGCCUUUCCCAGCUUUCUCCCCUCCCUCUCCCAUUACGCCCGCCGAGGAUUUUGACGAUACCUCCAAUGCCUUCGGCCUGACACAGCCGGACAUUGUCGUGUGCAGCAAGAAACUCGCUGUCAUUGAGGAGCGAUUGUCUCGUGCCGUCCAUGUCCUCACCACCGAAACUACCGCCCUUCAGAAACUCGCCAAGCUCUACUCCUCAGACCGGGUUGCGCGCGAUGGCUUUACCCGCACCAUUGACGCAAUCAUCCACUCCCAGGCCAACAACAGCGGCAAGCUGGUGAUCAUUGGCGUCGGCAAGUCGGGACAUAUCGCCAGGAAACUUGUCGCAACCUUCAACAGCCUGGCCAUUGAAGCUGUCUUCCUCCACCCUACCGAGGCCUUGCACGGGGAUUUGGGCCAAAUUUCACAACACGACAGCCUUCUUCUCAUCACCUUCUCGGGCAAAACACCCGAGCUCCUGACCCUCCUCCCGCACCUCGACAAAUCCCUCCCCCUUGUCCUCCUCACCGCCCACACACGCCGGGAAACCUGUGAGCUCCUCCGCCACAGGCCAGACGCUAUCCUUCUCCCGGCGCCCGUCCACGAGACAGAGACCACAUCCUUCGGUGUUGCUGCCCCGACCACAUCCACCACCGUCGCUCUCACGGUAGGCGACGCCCUCGCCAUCGUCGCUUCGCGCGAACUCUACCCCAACUUGUCUUCAGUAUUUGCGCGGAAUCACCCGGGCGGCGCAAUCGGCGCUGCCCUGCGGAAGCAGCCACAGCCACGCGAUAAGGAUGUGCGGUCCGUCAUGAUCCCGAUGUCCGAUAUCCCACCUCUCCUCGAGAACACAUCCUCACCCGCAUCACCAACGAGUACAACGACCAUCGACUCAGGAACAGUAACAGGCUUGGAUGUUCUUCGAGCAGGAUACGCCUCCCCGUCAGGCUGGCUUCAGCUAUGUCCAUCUGCUCCACGACCCGGCAAUCACCCCAGCAGUGGCGUCAUCUCGCCACGCAAGAUACGCCGCCUAACGGCCGAGGACAUGGCCCGCGCGCUGGAGGACUUGCGGUGGUGGUUUGUCACGCCGAGGAGGGAGUUCAUCCCCGUUGCCGCGGAUACCAGCGUGCAGAGGGCGGCUGAAUGGAUUAGGGGGUUGAGGGAUGUGGGUGGUGAGGCUCAGGGUGCGUAUGGCGACGAGGCGAUUGUCGCUGUUAUGGAAAACGGGGAGUGUGUUGGCUUGUUGGAGGUGGGGAGGUUGCUUGAGAUGGCUUGA